Anarrhichthys ocellatus (wolf-eel) is the source of this 3003-nucleotide messenger RNA. RefSeq names its product kinesin family binding protein (gene kifbp). The record is from RefSeq and is a predicted model, not a curated record. Gene Ontology annotation, biological process: neuron projection maintenance; central nervous system projection neuron axonogenesis; microtubule cytoskeleton organization. NCBI's taxonomy places the organism in Eukaryota, Metazoa, Chordata, Actinopteri, Perciformes, Anarhichadidae. The transcript is spliced from 9 exons.
AUGGCAGCACUGCGACAUCAAGAACCCUGAUGUUGUGAGAGGUAAACGACAAAGAAGAAGACCAACAUGGCGUCUGUGAGCAGCGAUGAGUGGAAAGCAGUUUGCGACAAAUUCACCAACGCCCAGAAUCUCACUGUUGUAGAAUCACGAAAUGACCCCGAAAACGACCCGUUCCGCUCCAAAUACAAGGCCAGGGAGCUCCUCAGAGAGAUAUACUGCUCGCUCAAGAGCUUCGAGGCCGGCGACGGUGAAGAGGAAAGCGGCGCAGAGAGCGGCGAACAGCGGCCGACAGAGCCGCCGGUGGACGGGCAGAGGGAGGACGGGCUCGCUCGGGGCUUCAGCGGCGACUCGCCGGCUGGGCUGCGGGCCGCUAAACUCGGGGCUGUCGAGUACUAUCUGGGCGUCAACCAUGUGGACACAGAGGAGCUGUCAGCCGGGCAGGAGCAUCUGAUGAACUGCAUGAAACUGCUCGAGAGAUGCAGUGUGUCGUCGGAGAACGUGUCGCUGUUUAUCCAUGCCAGGAACCAGUUGGGUAUCCUGUGGGCGGGCCGGGAUGAGACUGAGACGGCUCAGGGAUUCCUUGAAACAGCAGAAUCCAUCUACCAACGGUACAUGAAGGAGGACGGGACUCCACCUACCGACAUGACAGAGUACUUCACUACUGAGGAGAACCUGCUGACACAUCAGGAAAGGACCAAGAGGUUUGAGUUGGCCUACACUCACAGCAUGUACUACCUUGCUCAAGUCUAUAAAAACCUUGGUGAAACUGAGCGUGCUGCCAUCUACUGUCACAGCACCCUGCAGAGACAGUUACAGUUAAAUCAGUUCAGUCCAAUGGAGUGGGCUCUGAAUGCUGCUACACUAUCACAGUAUUACAUCACUAAGGUAGGGCCCAUGUUGAUUUACAUUUAUUCUGGUAACAAUGGCAGAGUUACACCUCAUAUGAAUUUUGUACUGUAUUGUAAGGAGCACAAAACCAGGAUUUCUGUAUGUAAAAAAAUAUAUAAAUAUCUGAUUGGAUGUGAAGUCCUUUAUCCUUUAUCCUCAUCCAGAAAGGUUUACAUUUAUAAAAAAAAUGCCCCAAGGGUUGAACCCACUGUUUGGUUUUUAACUGCUAAACAUGUUAAACUGUCUCCGUCCUUACACUCGUUCUUGCAGGCCAAGGACUAUUUCCAGAUGGACGGCUACGUGACGGACCACAUAGAGAUCUUGCAGGAUCACAGCGCUCUGUUCCGGGCCCUCGCUUUCUUUGAAGAGGAUCUGGAGCGACGCUGCAAAAUGCACAAACGCAGAGUUGACAUGCUAGAGCCAGUCUGCAAUGACUUAAACUCCCAGUACUACCUAAUGAUCCGCAGACAGAUGAUGUUUGAGUUGGCUGAGAUCUACAAUGAAAUGAUGGACCUGAAACUGACGCUGGCCAACAGACAAGCUGAUAGCGAGUCUCUAGAUAGCCACACCAUUAAGAAAUUCAACCAUCUCUGCUCUGCCUCUGCCAAAUACUUCCAGAUGUUCCUCGACUCUCUGUGUUCUCCAGAGGGGAAGCAACCAGAGCACCUGGAGGAGGAGGUGCUCAGACCGGCUCUGGUGGCCCGCUUCAGAGUGGCCCGACUCCACAGCCGCCUGAUCAGCUCUUCGCCCUCUGCUCAGCUGGAAAACCUCGACAAAUCUCUGGAACACUACAAAUACGUGGUGCAGUACUGUGAUGCCCACCCGGAGGCAACAGCCACUGUGGAGACGGAGCUGGAGCUGAGCAGAGAGAUGGUCGGCCUGCUUCCUCUCAAAAUCAACCGCCUCAAAGCAAAGAUGGUGGUAAACAACUGAAGGACGUCACUGUUCACUGACUGACGGCUCUCUAUUGGUGUUGCAUCUAAAUGAGCCAGUCCAUCUAAAUGUACCACCUUUAUAAUCCGUGUACACUCCCAAUAAUAAGAGAAACUGGAUGGCAGACUUUCUGGCUUAUUUAUGUAUUUUUUUGUGCAGUGGGUAUGCUGCUUACACAAGACCUUUGAACCCAUUACACGCUGUACAUAUGUGCUUUCCUCCUUGAAAUAAAAUGUGUGGUCAAUUCAUUUUCAUUCAGAUAGCACAGUAAAUAUACUCUCUUCAAAAUGUAUAUGGAAAUAUCGUUCGCAUAGUACUAAGAAGUAUUUGAAAGUGGUUGAACUCUUUGAAUUGAAGGUGAAUUGACCUGUUUUUGUCUUCACAUCGAUGCUUUCUUCCCAAACGAAGGAAAUCUAGGUCCAUCACUAACGACGCUCCCUUUGCAAGAAACAAAAAAGUAUCUGCUUGGGAUAAGACAGUCACCACAACAUCCUUGUGGUGGAUAUGUACAUAACAGAGUUUUAUUUAAUGUUUUAUUUUACAUCACUAUCUUCUGUGGGCCACUGUGUGCUCCGUGUGUCCUUGAGCAAGGCACUUAACCCCAAAAUUGCUCCCGUAGUAUGUAUGAGUGUUAGAUAGUCUGAUAGGCCAAUCAGUGUGUGAAUGGGUGAAUGAUGACAAGUAGUGUGAAAGUGCUUUGAGUGGUCGAAAAGACAAAGAAAAGCGCUGUAUGGGAGCGCUCCAUUUUCACUCUUUGUUCUCUGUUGUUAAUCAUAUUGGUUUUCAUUUAAUGUGGCUUUAUUUUGUGUAAAGCACUUUAGCACAUUACUAUUCAGUUUAUUCAACUACUUUAUGUCUCUGAUGGUAAAACAAAUGUCAUGACUUCUGGUGUAACCCUGAUAAUAACAGUAGGCAGCCAGAGGUACAGAUAGUUGAGUUUGUACGACAGACAGGUUGUUGUUGAGCCUUAAAACUGAGAUGCUUGUUCUGCAAAUCGUCGGAAACGACCGUUCCAGUGACGGAUAUUAAGUGGACUUAACAAUCUUGGUUUAUGAAUCUGCAUGAUGCCUCAUCCAGUUGAGCCUCUGUAUUGUCUUCCUGUUUCUUAGGGAUCAGAAUGUCAUCCUGUUUUAUGUACAGCAGAUACUGUAUGUAAUACAAAUAAAAACAAUGACGUAAUAC